Molecule: messenger RNA, 780 nt
Organism: Yarrowia lipolytica CLIB122
Lineage: Eukaryota; Fungi; Ascomycota; Dipodascomycetes; Dipodascales
Source: RefSeq, a predicted model, not a curated record
AUGUCCAAGUUCUCCGUUGCCGCCAUUGCCGCCAUCCUGGCCACCGCCGCUGUUGCCGCCCCCUCUCCCCAGGACACUGCCACCUACCAGUGCCAUGCCACCUGUGGUAACAUGAUUCUGGACGCCCGAAAGUGCGCCCAGGGCGACUCUUACGACAAGGACUGUCUGUGUGACAACGGAACUCCUUUCCAGUCUGCCCUUGACCCCUGCCUGGACUGUGGCUCUACCCUCUGGAGCGACUACGGCAAGUUCCUCGAGCCCCCUCUUGCCUUCUGUGGAUUCCCCACUCAGCCCAAGCAGCAGAACGCCUCCGCCGCCUCCUCCGCUGCCCCCGCUUCCUCCGCCGCUGCUGAGUCCUCCGCUGCUCCUCAGUCUUCUGCCGCUGCUGAGACCUCUGCUGCUCCCCAGUCCUCUGCUGCUCCCCAGUCUUCUGCUGCCGCCGAGACCUCCGCCGCCGCCGAGACCUCCGCCCCCGCCGAGACCUCCGCCCCCGCCCCCGCCUCUUCUGCCGCUGAGUCCAAGCCCGCUUCUUCUGCUGCUCCCGCCUCUUCUGCCGCUGAGUCCAAGCCCGCCUCUUCUGCCGCUGCCUCUUCUGCCGCCUCCAAGACCGCUGAGAAGCCCGCUGCCUCCUCUGCUGCUGCCGAGUCCAAGCCCGCUGCCUCUUCCGGCGCUGCCCAGGCCUCUUCCUCCGGCUCUGCUCCCCCCCAGGCCAACGCUGGCUCCAAGGCCUCUUACGCCGUCGGUGUUGCCGGUGCUGCCCUCGUUGCUGCUCUCAUCUAA